UUUUUUUUGGUAGCACUGACACGUAUCCUGUUUCGGGUCGGUUUCGGAACGAGUUUGCGUUCUCCCUCUACACCCCUGCGCGGCCUGCAGUCGACUUCGCGCGCGCGAGGGAAAGUAGAGAGAGAAAAAGCCAGAACGAGAGAUAUGAGCGGCGGCGGCAGCGGCGGCGGGGUAAAGACGCCGGCGGACUUCCUGAAAUCCAUCCGGGGACGCCCCGUCGUCGUCAAGCUCAACUCGGGCGUCGACUACAGAGGUAUUCUAGCUUGUUUGGAUGGAUAUAUGAAUAUUGCAAUGGAACAAACAGAAGAAUAUGUCAACGGUCAACUUAAGAACAAAUAUGGGGAUGCUUUUAUCAGAGGAAAUAAUGUUCUCUAUAUCAGCACCUCAAAAAGGACUCUUGCAGAAGGGGCAUGAUGGUGCUGCCCUGAAAUCUAGAUUUGUGCAUGGUAGACCCAAUUAAAAGCACAUCUGUAGCUUUUUAUGAUUUGAUAGAUGAGAGGGGCACAUUGGCUGUUUAAUGUUAUGUUUAGGUUGGUCUUUGGAUCUUAAUCUAGAUGUAGUAGUGGCACAAUACCAUAGGCUGCAAAUACUGUCCUGCAUCUCUACUUGGUAGCAUGGUUAUAUGCAAGACUUUUAUAUCCUGCUGCCUUGGGCUUUUAGAAAUAUUGAAGCAUGUUAAUUUUGAUCAGACCACUAUUCUAUUUUUUA
This is a messenger RNA of Phoenix dactylifera (date palm), 708 nucleotides long. RefSeq lists its product as uncharacterized. Gene Ontology annotation, biological process: mRNA splicing, via spliceosome; maturation of SSU-rRNA. Gene Ontology annotation, molecular function: RNA binding. Gene Ontology annotation, cellular component: sno(s)RNA-containing ribonucleoprotein complex; P-body; U6 snRNP. NCBI's taxonomy places the organism in Eukaryota, Viridiplantae, Streptophyta, Magnoliopsida, Arecales, Arecaceae. The record is from RefSeq and is a predicted model, not a curated record.